GAUCAUUCUGCGACAACUACAACCUAAACAGAAACGACUACCAUGCGACCGACAUUCUCACGACAGUUAUCCUUCUUUAGAUAACAGUUAAGAGAGUGUGACAACGUUGAGGGAGAAUGUUGCAGCCAGAACUGGUCCGACUUCUGACAGAGGGAGAGGUUUUAGUAAAAAGCUGUGAUGAAGACUGUGUGACAGUAGACACACGGAGGAAGGGGGAGGAGGGAAACCCGUUUAACUUCAGCCCGCAGCUCAUCCACUUGCACAAGGACCACGAACUGUUGGAGGAUGGAGACGUUCACAGACACAUGUAUCUACAAGACCUUUACAUCUCAGAGGCAGAGGACAAGCCCACGAUGAGUGUGUCCGAGUUUGCCUGUCACAUCUCUGGAUGCAGUGCUGUCCAUAGCACUUUGGAGGAGUAUGAGCAUCACUACAACUCCCUGCACAGACACGUGUGCUGCUCCUGUCGUCGCUCCCUGCCAACUGCUCGCCUACUAGAUAUUCACAUUCAGGAGUGGCACGACUCUCUCUUCACAAUCCUCGCACAGAGGCAAGAUAUGUACCAGUGUUUGGUGGAGGGCUGUGGACAGAAAUUCAGGACUAGUAAACACAGGAAGGAUCACCUUAUAAGAGUUCACGCGUACCCUCCAGACUUCAGAUUUGACAAAACCAAAAAAGACAAAGGAGCUCGAGAGACAAAGCAACAGCAGCAGAAAGACACAACAAUGGAGGUAGUGGACGAUGUGUGUGAGUCUGAGGGUGUGUGUGAGGUUAUGUGUGAUGUGGCAUCUGACCAACAAGAGCAAGGGGAAUCCAUGGAGACGCAUGUGUCCGAGGAAGAAGCUUCUCAAAUGGCAAAAUCUGCGUCUGCCGAGGAGCAUGCAGAUUAUUCGGCUGCAGUUCACAGCACUGCGAACACAAGCGCAGACCCCCAGAAACCACGAUACUCCUACAGGGUCCCAACAAAUGUGUGCUUCGGUCACGGCUCUGUCCGUGGCUUCAGAGGACGGCGUGGAAGGAGGAAAUGAAACAAUGAAGUUGUGUUACUUGUACUAAAUAUAUACUUUUACUGUCAAAUGUGUCCUUAACUUAAAAUAAAAUGGGGUUUUUUGCACAAUAUUA
Messenger RNA from Thunnus maccoyii (southern bluefin tuna), 1122 nucleotides. RefSeq names its product zinc finger protein 511 (gene znf511). The transcript is spliced from 6 exons. NCBI's taxonomy places the organism in Eukaryota, Metazoa, Chordata, Actinopteri, Scombriformes, Scombridae. The record is from RefSeq and is a predicted model, not a curated record. The coding region runs from base 117 to 1028 and encodes 303 amino acids.